AUCAGAAAUGCUGAUGUCAAUAAGGGUCUGUUGCAUUCCAUAAAGGUGUACCACAGACUGAUGGUAGGAGCUAAGAGAAAGAUACAGAGAGAAAGAAAAACAUGAAUAACGAGAGGGAGGAAGAGGAAGAUCAAGCAGGACCUUCUUCUAAAGUCAAACUCAGUCAGAAGGAAAAGGAACUCCAGACAUCCAUAUCUUUGGACUCAGAUGAGGAAAAGAAGAUGAAGAAGAAGAAGAAGAAGAGGAGGAGAGCCUCCAAAGUGGGCGUGUCUUCAUCUGACUCUGACAGAUGGACACCAGAGAAGACAGAUGUCCAUGAGAAAUUCCGAUCCACAUUAAAGAGCAAGUUUCAACAUCUGGUUAAGGGAGUACCUAAUCAGGGAGAAACCAGACUCCUCCAGGAGAUCUUUACAAAAAGGGAAAGAGUAAGGGUCAAUGAUGAACACGAGGUCAGACAGAUAGAGAGAGCAUCCUGGAGAGAAGCAGCACGUGGCAGACUAAUCAAAUGCAGUAAGAUCUUUGAACCCUUAUCUGGUCACAGACAACAGAAAACCAUCAGAACAGUGCUGACAAAGGGAGUGGCUGGCAUUGGGAAAACAGUCUCUGUGCAGAAGUUCAUCCUGGACUGGGCUGAGGGAACAGCCAAUCAGGAUGUCCACUUCAUAUUUCCUCUUCCUUUCCGAGAGUUGAACCUGAUGAUGGACAAGCAACUCAGUCUGGUGGAGCUUAUUCAACACUUUUUUCCAGAAAUAAAAGAUUCAAACAUCUUCACCAGCUCAAAGCACAGAGUCAUGUUCAUCUUUGAUGGUUUGGAUGAGUGUCGACUUUCUCUAGAUUUCCGUUCCAACCUGAGUUGUCGUGAUGUGACAGAGCCAGUCUCAGUGAACUUGCUGCUGACAAACCUCAUCAAGAGGAAUCUGCUUCCCUCUGCUCUCCUCUGGAUCACCACUCGACCAGCAGCAGCCAGUCAGAUCCCUCCUGGGUAUGUUGACCAGGUGACAGAAAUAAGGGGAUUCAGUGACCUGCAGAAAAAUAAGUACUUUAAGAAGUACUUUAAGAAAAGAACCAGUAAUGAGAACCUCGCCAGCAAAACCAUCACACAUCUGAAGUCAUCCAGGAGCCUCUACAUCAUGUGCCACAUUCCGGUCUUCUGUUGGAUUUCAGCCACUGUGGUAAAGAGAUCAUUUGAAUCAGAAAAAGUAGAAAUGCCAAGAACUCUCACUCAAAUGUACACUCACUUCCUGAUCAUUCAGACAAGCAUAAAACAUGUCAAGUACACAGAGAGAAAAGAGACAGAUGAAGAGAUGAUUUUCAAACUGGGGAAACUGGCUUUCCAACAGCUGGAGAAAGGCAAUCUGAUCUUCUAUGAGGAAGACCUGAGUGAAUGUGGCAUUGAUGUCACAGAAGCAUCAGUGUACUCAGGAGUGUGUACUCAGAUCUUCAGAGAGGAGUCUGGGCUGUACCAUGGGAAAGUGUUCAGCUUUUUGCAUCUGAGCAUUCAAGAGUUUCUUGCAGCUUUAUAUGUGUUCCUCUGCUUCAAAAACACAGAGAGAAGCAUGUCUGACCAACAUCAAACCUCUCAGCUCUCUGCUCUGUUCAGUUUGGCAACACUGCAUGACCUACACAAGACUGCAGUGGACCUGGCCUUACAAAUUGAGAAUGGACACCUGGACCUUUUCCUCCGCUUCCUGUUGGGCCUCUCACUGGAGUCCAAUCAGAAUCUCCUAAUGCACCUACUGCCACAGACAAGAAGUCAACCACAGAGCUCAGAGCAAACAGUCCAGUAUAUCAAACAGAAGAUCAGAGAUCAAAGAAAUUCAGACAGAAGGAUCAACCUGUUCUACUGUCUGAAUGAGCUGAAUCACCAUGCUGUAGUGGAGGUCAUUGACAGGAGCUCAGGAACUCUGUCUGUAGACAUGCUCGUACCAGGACAGUGGAAGACUAGGAGAUUUAAGUUUAAGAUUCCAGAAGAGCAGCUGGAUGAGUUUGACCUGCAGAAGUACAUAAAGACACCAGAGACUGAUCAGACUGAACUCCUCAGUCCAGAUAAAGUUCUUCAGAGGCUGGUUCCAGUGGUCACAUCAGCACUGCUGUGGAAUUGUUCCCUCACAAAGAAGAGCUGUGCUGCGAUAGCGUCAGCUGCCAGAUCAAACUCCUGCAGUUUGAAGGAGCUGAACCUGAGUAGCAAUAAGCUUCAUGAUGCAGGAGUUCAGCAUCUCUCAGAGCUCCUCAAAAAUCCCCACUCCAAACUGGAGAAACUAGAGCUGUGGAAUUGUUCCCUCACAAAGAAGAGCUGUGCUGCGAUAGCGUCAGCUGCCAGAUCAAACUCCUGCAGUUUGAAGGAGCUGAACCUGAGUAGCAAUAAGCUUCAUGAUGCAGGAGUUCAGCAUCUCUCAGAGCUCCUCAAGAAUCCCCACUGCAAACUGGAGAAAUUAACGCUAAAUCGGUGUUCCCUCACAGAGAAGAGCUGUGCUGCGAUAGCGUCAGCUGCCAGAUCAAACUCCUGCAGUUUGAAGGAGCUGAACCUGAGUGGCAAUGAGCUUCAUGAUGCAGGAGUUCAGCAUCUCUCAGAGCUCCUCAAGAAUCCCCACUGCAAACUGGAGAAACUAGUGCUGAGUAGUUGUUCCCUCACAGAGAAGAGCUGUGCUGUGAUAGCAUCAGCUGCCAGAUCAAACUCCUGCAGUUUGAAGGAGCUGAACCUGAGUAGCAAUAAGCUUCAUGAUGCAGGAGUUCAGCAUCUCUCAGAGCUCCUCAAGAAUCCCCACUGCAAACUGGAGAAACUAAUAGUGAAUCAUCGUACCUUCCUAAAGGACAGUCCAGCAGCAGCCUCUGCUUACAGCUCCCACUCAGAUGCUGCAGAGCUGAACCUCAGAGACAAAGCCCAGCAGGACCCAGGAGCACAGCUGCUCUCUCUGGACACUCACACGGAGGAUCACCACAAUGAUGUCCCACAGAGGAGCUGUGAAUCCUGUGCUGAAGUUCCAGACUCCAGCCACUGGGUCCAGGUGGAGCCUGAAGUCUCCACAGAGAGCGUCUCCACCUACAGCCUGAGCUCUCCUGCAGGGAGCUAUGAGUGCCCAGAGUCUGGUCUGCGCUGGACAUGUGCUGGUCCAGUCACCCUGCAGUACCGCUUCACAGACUGGCAUCUCUUGACUGAUGAGCUGCCCCACAUGCAGUAUAGACCAGCUGGCUCUUCAAUGGACAUCAAGCUCAUCUCAGGAAAGCUGGAGGAGAUCCAUCUGCCACAUUUCCUCUGUUUGGGAGGUAGCCAGUCUUCUCUGAAGGAUGCUGUGGAGUUUCUGCAUAAGCAGGACAGUGGAGUGUCUAUAGAGAAGUGUGAGCUGAGUCGCUUCCAUGCCAGGCUGGUGAACCCCUCCUUUUCUCUUCUCGGGCUUUUCUACUCUCUGAAAUAUCUCAUAUUUCCUGGCACGGAAGAAGAGAAGGAGAAGCAGGUUGACGUCCAUGCAGAUGUUCUGGUCUAUCAGAGCAGCAAAGCACCCCUCAUUUUCCGCACAUACCUGCUGCCCAUGGAUAUCCAUUUGAAAAGGUUAGUGGAGGAGCAGGAAAAAUCAGAAUUCAGAGGCCACAGACUCCACAAAAACCGGCCUGACAUUCCUCUGCGGAUGAAUGGGUUCUAUGCUUUGCACACUUACUGCGUAAAGACCGACUGCUCCAAGACUGACUGCAAUUCCGAAAUCUGUCCAGGAAGUCUGGGCCUCAGAAACGAAGAUUAUGUUCCCAACUUCUUUGAGGUGCAGAUGAGGGAGACUGUGGACUUCAAAAUGAAGCUCAGCAGCUCUGUAGAUGAACAGCAAGUCUGGGAAGCACGGAUCUUGGCCAGUGAAUGCUGGGACAAUCCCCAGGCCUCAGUGGAAGUGUCCACUACCAGCACAGAGGAGAUGCCCUCUGACUCCUCUAGCCCAGUCCAGCCAGCCUCAGUCUUGUCCCCCAUUACGGCGCACACUGGUGGAGUUGUUGUGUGUCCUAUUGUCUCUGGCAAUAAUAUCAAAAGACAAUUAUCCAUCAAAAUUGAUCACAUUCCACCAAAGUGAACUUCCAGAUGUUGCUAAAACCACCCUUCAUCAUGUUGCUCUAUGUGCCAAUCAAAUAAAGCUACAGUCUAGUAGCUCUCAGGUUUCCAAUUUCACAUUUUUGAAUACAAUUGAAUUGAAUGUAUCUAAUGUUUAUACUCAAGGCUUAACGUUGUGGCCGUUUAAGAUUUGAAUAGAUAAUUAUGUAUGACGUAUCAUUUAUGUAUAAAGUUCCAAUUUUCUUCAUGCACAGUGAUCUCCAUUUCCCAUUAUAGGCUACUGUUAUGUACCACUAUGUACUGUAAAAAUGCCAUAAGCUUUAAUGAAUUCAGUAGGGAUUAUUAACAAGAUAGUGUAUUGGUCUGCAACUUUAAAGUGGAAUGGUGCAUUUGUUUACCUAAUUACUGUAUAUGUUUUUCAAUGUUUAACUUCAAUAAAUAAAACCUAGCUGCAGAGUCAUUUGAAGAAAUACUCAUUUAUAAUGUUUCUUUGCUGUGAGGGAUGUACUUACCAGUACUUGUGUUAUUUUUGUAUAACAGGCAUUGUAUCUUGUUAGAAUCUUUAACCCACCAUAAAUAAACUGUAAAGUUGUAUUUACCAGUACUUGUGUUAUUUGUAUAAUAGGCAUUUUAUAU
Messenger RNA from Alosa alosa (allis shad), 4666 nucleotides. Its product is annotated as protein NLRC3-like. The record is from RefSeq and is a predicted model, not a curated record. The coding region runs from base 102 to 4052 and encodes 1316 amino acids. The transcript has 12 exons. NCBI's taxonomy places the organism in Eukaryota, Metazoa, Chordata, Actinopteri, Clupeiformes, Clupeidae. Gene Ontology annotation, molecular function: protein binding.